AUGUCCACCCAAGUCCCUCACCCCACCCUCCUCAUCCCCGGGCCCAUCGAAUUCGAUGAUGCCGUCCUCCAGUCCAUGGCCCAUUAUGCUGAGAGCCACGUCGCUCCCGGCUUCGUCAAGACCUUCGGCGAGACCCUGACUCUCGUGCGCAAGCUCUUCCAGUCCACCGCCCCCACGGCACAGCCCUUCGUCAUCUCCGGUAGCGGCACCCUGGGUUGGGAUAUCGUCGCCUCCAGCUUGGUUGAGAAGGGCGAGAACGCCCUCGUCCUGCACACCGGCUACUUUGCCGACUCCUUCGCCGCCUGUCUGGAGACCUACGGCGCCAACGCGACCCAGCUCAAGGCCCCCAUCGGCGAGCGCCCCUCGUUCGAGCAGAUCGAGCAGGCCCUGAAGGAGAAGCCCUACAAGAUCAUCACCAUCACCCACGUCGACACCUCCACCGGUGUCCUCAGCGACAUCAAGCGCGUCGCUGAGAUCGUCCGCCGCGUCAGCCCCCAGACCCUGGUGGUCGUGGACGGCGUGUGCAGUGUUGGCUGCGAGGAGAUCGCUUUCGACGCCUGGGAUCUGGAUGUCGUUUUGACCGCCAGCCAGAAGGCCAUUGGUUGCCCACCCGGCCUCAGCAUCCUCAUGGCCUCCGGCCGCGCCCUCGACACCUUCAAGUCCCGCAAGACCCCGCCCGCCUCCUACUACGCCUCCCUUGGCAACUGGCUCCCCAUCAUGCAGAACUACGAGAACCUCAAGCCCUCCUACUUCGCCACGCCCCCCACCCAGCUCGUCCACGCCCUGCACACCACCCUGUCUCAGAUCACCGCCAAGCCCAUGGCCGACCGCUUCGCCGUCCACCGCCAGGCCUCCGACAAGGUCAAGGCCGCCGUUGCCGAUCUCGGCCUCAAGCAGCUCGCCGCCAACCCGGAGAACCAGGCCCACGCCAUGACCGCCAUCUGGCUGCCUGACGGCCUUGCGCCCCCGGAUGUCCUCCCCGGCCUGCUGAAGCGCGGUGUGAUCUUUGCAGCCGGUCUGCACAAGGAGGUGGCCACCAAGUACAUCCGCUUUGGUCACAUGGGUGUCAGCGUCACCGGGGCCGGCCGCAAGGACAUCGACCAUGCCAUUGCCGCUCUGAAGGAGGCCAUUACGGAAGCCAAGCAGGCCAAGGGACUGUAA
Aspergillus terreus NIH2624 is the source of this 1161-nucleotide messenger RNA. Its product is annotated as alanine--glyoxylate transaminase. Gene Ontology annotation, cellular component: peroxisome. Gene Ontology annotation, molecular function: L-serine:pyruvate transaminase activity; L-alanine:glyoxylate transaminase activity. The record is from RefSeq and is a predicted model, not a curated record. The transcript is spliced from 2 exons. Bases 1 to 1161 code for a protein of 386 amino acids. Lineage: Eukaryota; Fungi; Ascomycota; Eurotiomycetes; Eurotiales; Aspergillaceae.